AAUCGCUAACAGGGAGCACAAGAGUACACAUGGACACGACACAGCGAAGAAGAAACUGACCGUCCCCUCCCUUUUAUCUCUCUCUCUCUUCUUCCUCUUAUUGCAGUUUCGACGCCCACGAGGGUCCUCUUUCAUCUCUUUCUAACCAUUUUUAAUACAUCUAUUAAUGUAUUAAUUAAUCCUAAUUAAUUUCACAAAAAUCUCCCAUCUCAUCCUCUCUCUUUGAGAACCGUUUUCAGAGGCAGAGCUUUGUUGUGGCCGCCUGAACUUCUUCUUCUUCUCUCUCUCUCUCUCUGUGUCUAGAAUUGGUGAAUAAUCGGUUGUUGAAAGGAGGGAGAUUUUUUAGGAUGACUAAUCAUGAAGAGACUGGUAGCCCAGGUUGGGGUGCUUCGUUUGAAGAUGUUGCAAGAGCUGUCGCCGCUGCGGCUGCUGCUGCCACUGCUGCUCGUUCACCACGCCCAUCUGUGGUAUUUUCAUUGAAAGAUGAUAAUGGUGGUAGCCCAAUGCAAAAACUGCAGCGCCAAGUUGCUAGAGUGCUAAAAGGAUUCGCACAGCCAUCUGAAGUGAAAAGUGCAACUUACAAUCCAGAAGUUCUGACUAGCCAAAAGCGCCAAUGGGCAAGCUUUCAGUUGCAAUACUUGGAUCAUAGGUCUUUAAAGGAGCCGACAAGACUUUUUGAGAGCAUGGUAGUUGUAGGGCUUCAUCCUAACUGUGAUAUUCAAGCACUUCAUAGGCAAUACAUUGCCAGAAAGUCCGAAGGUUCUGGAAGAUUGCGAAGUGCGCUGAGUUCUCAGAAUCAAUCGCGUGUAGAACCCAACAUUGAACCUCAGGUCUUAUUUGUUUACCCUCCAGAAAAGCAACUGCCUCUUAAAUACAAAGAUCUUCUUUCAUUUUGCUUCCCAGGAGGCUUGGAGGUUCAUUCCAUUGAGAGAAGUCCUUCCAUGAGUGAGUUGAAUGAAAUUCUUCUUGGGCAGGAACACCUCAAACAAAGUGAUCUCUCCUUUGUAUUCCGGUUACAGGUUGCUGAUGAUUCAACAAUGUAUGGAUGCUGUGUGUUAGUUGAAGAACUAGUACAAAAGCCCUCUGGAUUGCUUUCCAUGAUUUCAGAUAAACAACCUUCCUGCUCAUCUUUAAGCCGUCAUAUAUUAACCACACGGAGAUGUUAUUGCAUUCUCUCAAGGCUUCCAUUCUUCGAAUUGCAUUUUGGUGUAUUGAAUAGCAUAUUCACAGAAGAAAGGUUGGAACGGUUAACGAAAGAUAUUGGUAUUUUGAAUUUUGAGUCCCCUGAGGAUUGUAGGAAGGAAGAAAACUUUGAAGAAAAUACAGAUGAAAAUUUAGAUGGUGUAUCACCGAAUCAUAGAGUUGCAGAGGACAUGCUGAAUGGAACUGCAGAAAUUUCUGAAUUAAGUUUAAGAGAGUCUAAGCCUGAAAGAGAUUCAGAUGAUGGGAGUCAUGAAGAGCGUCAAAUGCUUGAUGGGGACCUUUUCUUGCUGAAGAAAGGUGUCAAUGAUAAUGUUGUUCCUGUAGAUCCUGAUUCUGAGAUGGUGACAGUGAAACGAGAAUCUAGUGCUGCAAAUUCUGAAGAUUGUGAUAUCAACGCUGAUGAUUGCUCGACAAAUAAGCAAGUGGUAGAAAAGCGUGUACCAAAUGCUGUCCUGCCACUCCUGCGGCAAUGUCAGUAUGAAAGCUCUGAAUCUUCCUCUAGUUUUCAGGGUUCUCCUAGUGACGAAAGAAAUUUUAGAAGUGAUGUUGAUGAUACGGAGACAGAAGAGGCUUCUUUCUCUGGCCAGGAGGAUCCCAGUGACCUCAUUGAUAUUCUUGAAUGGGCUAAGGCAAACAAUCAUGGAUCAUUACAGAUAAUAUGCGAGUAUUAUCGGUUACAUUUCCCUGCCAGGGGUUUAACACUUAGGUUUUGGCCUUUGGAGCACCUGCAUCCUUUGGAAUAUCACAGACCAGAUGAAACAGUUUUACAUAUUGCUGGCUCAACUAUUGAUUUGAGAUCAUGCAGUACAAGUCUGGAGUUUGCUGAGGCUCACGGUGUACUUAUGGUGGAGGAGGAAGCAACUGCAUUAUCAGUUUGGGCUGUUGCAUGCAUAUGUGGCUCCUUACGACUUGAGAAUGUCUUGACAUUGUUUGCAGGAGCUCUACUGGAGAAGCAGAUUGUGGUUGUUUGUUCCAAUCUGGGAAUCUUAUCUGCCUCAGUUUUGUCCAUUAUCCCUCUAAUCCGUCCCUACCAGUGGCAAAGCCUGCUAAUGCCGAUCUUACCAAAUGACAUGCUGGACUUUUUGGAUGCACCUGUCCCGUACAUUGUGGGUGUGAAGAACAAAACCAAUGAAGUACAGUCAAAGUUGACUAAUGUCAUUUUGGUUGAUGUCAACAAGAACCAGGUGAAGUCACCGUCGAUACCUCAACUGCCACAACAAAAGGAGUUAUUUUCCUCCUUACGUCCUUAUCACGCAAAACUUGUAGGAGAAAGUUAUUUGGGGAGGAAACGGCCCGUGUAUGAAUGCACAGAUGUGCAGGUCGAAGCAGCCAAGGGUUUCCUAGCAGUGCUAAGGUCUUACUUGGAUUCUCUUUGCUCUAAGCUCCGUUCACAUACAAUUACAAAUGUACAGUCCAAUGAUGAUAAGGUAUCAUUGCUUUUGAAGGAGAGUUUCAUCGACUCAUUCCCUAGUCGUGAUCGACCAUUUAUGAAGCUUUUUGUGGACACACAACUCUUUUCUGUACAUACAGAUCUCGUUCUUUCAUUCUUCCAGAAGGAAUAGUGCUGCCAUGGUAGAUUGGUCUGGAGUUUGUAGCAUUUUGUUGUAAAUUGAACGCAAGUUCGGUAAUGUGUAAUUUAUCAAUUAUAGUGUGAGUUUAAAUCUUCACGGCAUGAAAUGUUGCUGUAUUUUCUUUAUUUUCGAGUCUCAUUUCUAAUCCUUUCAUCUUAAAUGUAUUAUGAAAUGAAUGUGAUUAGUGAUAAUUAUAAUCUCGUGAUAGCUCUCAGCCAUUGCAGACACAAGUUAGAACUGCAGAUAUAUAGAAAGGUGUCUUGCCAAUUUGUGAAA
This is a messenger RNA of Alnus glutinosa, 3050 nucleotides long. RefSeq lists its product as uncharacterized. The transcript is spliced from 19 exons. The record is from RefSeq and is a predicted model, not a curated record. NCBI's taxonomy places the organism in Eukaryota, Viridiplantae, Streptophyta, Magnoliopsida, Fagales, Betulaceae. The coding region runs from base 348 to 2765 and encodes 805 amino acids.